AUGGAGUCAGACAGUCAUCCCCCACCCGAGCAGGUGCGCCGCACCCUACAGGUUGAUAAUGCCAUCCGCGCAAUUCAAGAGAAGAAGCCCGUGCCGGAAAUCGACUUUACCAUCCACACCAUGGAAGAUGGCACACAAGUGAGCACGCUAGAAAGAGUCUGCAAAGAUGUUCAGGCGCCGGCCAUGACCAAGCCGGCAGAUGAACAAUUCUUCGAAGACGACGCCCACACGAAACCAAACAUUACGUUUCUGAAACAACACUUCUACCGCGAAGGCCGUCUGACGGAGGAGCAAGCACUAUGGAUUCUUCGAAAGGGUACCGAACUCUUGCGGGCCGAACCCAACCUCCUGGAGAUGGAUGCGCCCAUCACCGUUUGUGGUGAUGUUCACGGCCAGUACUAUGAUUUGAUGAAACUGUUCGAAGUGGGCGGCGAUCCGGCAGAGACCAGAUACCUUUUCCUGGGUGAUUACGUCGACCGAGGAUACUUCAGCAUCGAAUGUGUGCUGUACCUCUGGUGUCUCAAAAUUCACUACCCCGAUACUCUCUGGCUCCUCCGAGGCAACCACGAGUGUCGCCACUUGACCGAUUAUUUCACCUUCAAGCUUGAAUGCAAGCACAAGUAUUCCGAGGCUGUCUACGAUGCUUGCAUGGAAUCUUUCUGCAGUCUCCCCCUGGCAGCAGUCAUGAACAAACAAUUCCUCUGCAUACAUGGCGGUCUCAGCCCAGAGCUGCAUACCCUUGACGAUUUGAGAAGUAUUGACCGAUUUCGAGAGCCUCCCACCCAGGGUCUCAUGUGCGAUGUUCUGUGGGCCGAUCCGUUGGAGGACUUUGGUCAGGAGAAGACAAGUGACUACUUCCUGCACAAUCACGUCCGCGGCUGCUCAUACUUCUUCUCAUAUCCCGCAGCAUGCGCGUUCCUGGAGAAGAACAACCUUUUGUCCGUGAUUCGAGCGCACGAGGCUCAGGAUGCUGGGUACCGCAUGUAUCGAAAGACGCGUACGACUGGGUUCCCCAGCGUGAUGACGAUAUUUUCAGCGCCAAACUACCUCGACGUGUAUAACAACAAGGCAGCGGUACUCAAGUACGAAAACAACGUGAUGAACAUUCGCCAGUUCAACUGCACACCUCACCCCUAUUGGUUACCCAACUUUAUGGAUGUUUUCACGUGGUCCCUACCAUUUGUGGGUGAGAAGAUCACCGACAUGCUGAUUGCAAUUCUGAGCACAUGCUCGGAAGAGGAGCUCAAGGAAGAAACACCUUCUUCCACCAGCCCGCACUCUCCGACGGCGUCGCAAGCCGGUGACGAUCCCAACUCGAUCGAGUUCAAGCGGAGGGCGAUCAAGAACAAGAUUCUCGCCAUCGGACGCAUGUCGCGUGUUUUCCAGGUGCUCCGAGAGGAGUCGGAAAAGGUGACGGAGCUCAAGACGGUAUCAGGUGGCAGGCUCCCUGCCGGCACGCUGAUGCUUGGUGCCGAGGGUAUCAAGAAGGCGAUAAGCUCGUUCGAGGACGCCCGAAAAGUCGACUUGCAAAACGAGCGUCUGCCCCCCAGCCACGAGGAGGUGGUGAAACAUCAGGAAGAGGAGCGAGCCACGGCACUCCAAAAGGCGGCUCAGGAGGCCGACAAUGACAAGAAGCUGCAUCAACUUUCCCGAAGGCUGAGCACUGACCGCAAGCAUCGAACGCAAUGA
Messenger RNA from Ustilaginoidea virens, 1689 nucleotides. RefSeq lists its product as uncharacterized. Bases 1 to 1689 code for a protein of 562 amino acids. Gene Ontology annotation, biological process: fungal-type cell wall organization; calcineurin-mediated signaling. The record is from RefSeq and is a predicted model, not a curated record. Lineage: Eukaryota; Fungi; Ascomycota; Sordariomycetes; Hypocreales; Clavicipitaceae. The transcript is spliced from 4 exons. Gene Ontology annotation, molecular function: calmodulin-dependent protein phosphatase activity; calmodulin binding. Gene Ontology annotation, cellular component: cytoplasm; calcineurin complex.